AGCAUAUGGGGUCCUUUUCCACGUUGUCAGAAUGAAACUUGUAUUGACCGUCCUUUGCAGUUAGAAUGUGGCUAACAGUUUAUUGAACACAAUGUGGCAUGUAUAUUAUCGAAACAAACUCUUAUAGGGAUAAAAUAUUAGAAUAGUAGAUCUGAGCUGUCGAUCAUUUAUUUAAUAAGUUAUGUCUUUAAAGCGAUGCCUGUUUCUGCUGUCUCGGUCUCCACACCGGGCAAACUGUCUCCGGAGCACCGUUGCUGUGCUCGCUAAGGGCAGCGCAGGGGCUUCGGCUGUACAGCGACAGUGCACCGGGGCUUCUGGCUUCAUCUGCAGAAAUGCGUCUUCAAGCAGCGCCUCCAAACCUCCAGAUACUUCUCUCUUUGUACCACUACACGUAAAAGCUACCCACAACAACGGAGAAGGAGCCAUCGGAGAGGAGCUCACCCAGCCGCUAGAUAAAAGUGAAGUGCUUAAGGUUUUAAACAGAUUCUACAAAAGGAAGGAAAUGCAGAGACUUGCUGCAGAGAAUGGUUUAGAUGCUCGCCUCUUCCAUCAAGCAUUUAUCAGCUUUAGAAAAUAUGUUCUUGAAUCGGAUGCGCUUGGAGCCGACUUGCAUAUCAUUUUAAAUGAUUUCUGCUGUGGCGCUGGUCAUGUCGAUGAUCUUUACCCCUAUUUCAUGAGACAUGCCAAGCUGAUCUUCCCAAUGCUGGACUGCAUGGAGGACCUCCGUAAAAUCAGUGACCUGCGAGUGCCAGCUAAUUGGUAUCCAGAAGCCAGAGCUAUUCAGAGGAAGAUCAUUUUUCAUGCCGGUCCCACAAACAGUGGGAAAACGCACCACGCUAUCCAGAGAUAUUUAACAGCCAAGUCCGGCGUGUAUUGUGGUCCCCUGAAGCUGCUUGCACAUGAGAUCUUUGAAAAGAGUAACAAUGCUAAUGUGCCUUGUGACUUGGUGACAGGAGAGGAGCGAACCCUCGUCAGCCCAGAAGGAAAGCAGUCCAAUCACGUUGCUUGUACAAUAGAAAUGUGCAGCGUCACCACUCCAUAUGAAGUCGCUGUUAUCGAUGAAAUCCAAAUGAUCAGAGAUCUUUCCAGAGGGUGGGCUUGGACAAGAGCACUUUUAGGGUUGUGUGCUGAAGAGAUUCACGUAUGCGGGGAAGCUGCUGCCAUUGACUUUGUUACAGAGCUCAUGUACUCUACAGGGGAGGAAGUGGAGAUUAGAAACUACAAGAGGCUGACGUCCAUGUCUGUGCUGGACCACGCAGUCGAGUCCCUCGAUAACCUGCACCCCGGAGACUGCAUUGUGUGCUUCAAUAAGAACGACAUUUACUCCAUCAGCAGGCAGAUUGAGGCCAGGGGCUUGGAGUGUGCAGUCAUAUAUGGCAGUCUACCUCCUGGUACCAAAUUAGCUCAAGCAAAGAAAUUCAAUGACCCAGAUGACCCGUGCAAGAUUCUCGUUGCUACUGAUGCUAUAGGAAUGGGAUUGAAUCUGAGUAUCAAGCGCAUCAUCUUCAACUCUCUGGUGAAGCCCACUGUGAAUGAGAAGGGAGAGAAGGAAAUGGACACCAUCACCACCUCGCAGGCGCUGCAGAUUGCAGGCAGGGCCGGCCGCUUCAGCUCCAUAUUCAAGGAGGGCGAGGUGACCACCAUGCACCGCGACGACCUGCCUGUGCUCAAAGAGAUCCUCGGCCGCACUGUUGACACCAUUGAGACAGCAGGCCUGCACCCCACUGCUGAGCAGAUUGAAAUGUUUGCCUACCAUCUGCCAGACGCUACUCUAUCAAAUCUGAUUGAUAUCUUUGUGAGCUUGUCACAAGUGGAUGGUCUCUACUUCGUCUGCAACAUUGAUGACUUUAAAUUCCUAGCAGACAUGAUCCAGCACAUCCCUUUGAACCUGAGAGCCAGAUAUGUGUUCUGCACCGCACCGAUCAACAGGAAGCAGCCCUUCGUUUGCACUUCGUUUUUAAAGUUUGCCAGGCAGUUCAGUCGAGACGAGCCCUUGACCUUUGACUGGGUGUGCCGGCAUGUCCGCUGGCCGCUGGUGGCCCCCCGGAACAUCAAGGACCUGGUGCACCUGGAGGCUGUUCACCUCACACUGGACCUCUACCUCUGGUUAAGCUACCGGUUUAUGGACAUGUUCCCGGACGCAAACCUUAUCCGUGACAUCCAGAAAGAGCUGGACAACAUAAUUCAGGAAGGAGUGCGCAACAUCACCCGGCUGAUCAGAGCAUCUGAAACAAACACCUCCUCUGGCACUGGCACAGACGCCAUCCCGGACGACGACAUCCCUCUGCACAGGACCUUCCCAAAGGACAGGGGGCUGAACGCAGAGGACUUGCCUGAGGCCAGACAGCAAAAACAGGGACAAAGGCGAAUCCGUGGCUCCAAAAUGCUGGACUACAGGACACUAGACACUAGGCAAGACGGAUCCCUGAGCUCCAGGCUCGUGCAGGAGGGACUGUUGAGUACAGAUUUGCUGGAGCAGUUGCAGAGGGAGUGGGCUGCUAGCCAGGCCAACGGGAAAGACCCGUGGAAAGAAACUGCAGGGAGUGGUAGAAAAAUCAACUCGAAAGGAAAGAAGAAAAAUAAGUAAAACUGAUUAUUCUUAAUAUAUGAGAUACUUUUUUUUUUAUAUCAUUGAUGUAUGCAUAAUAUUGUAUUCCUUGCCUGUUUUAUGUCCUACUGUGUGUGUUCUUUAUGUUGUUUCUGCUUAGAUACCUUGCUUAAAGAAUGGCCACCAGGGGGCGUGCAGCUGUAUUUUGAGUCCCCUUUGAGGCUAUGAUUUUUUAUAGUGUUUACAUUUAUUAACUCAGUAGUUGCAUAACUUAACAUGGUAGGUUCUGUAAGUUAAUAGACAUAAUAAACAAGGAUGUACUUAGAAAAAAAAAUGAUUGAGAACACUCAUAAUAGGGUAAUAAACAGGUAAGAAGUGAAAUCUUCAGAAAUGUAGAUGGUAUAAACUACCGUAGCUAUUUAAUUGUGAGGAUUUUGUUAACUGUUUUAUUAUAAAAUAAAAUGUACUUUAUUAGCUUUUUUUUUAUAAUCAUGCAAUAUUGCUAACACGAUAAUAAUAUUUGUGAAAGGGUUAAUAAAUUUCAAUGAUUUGUG
Messenger RNA from Polyodon spathula (Mississippi paddlefish), 3102 nucleotides. It is a transcript of the gene supv3l1, whose product is annotated as SUV3-like helicase. The record is from RefSeq and is a predicted model, not a curated record. Lineage: Eukaryota; Metazoa; Chordata; Actinopteri; Acipenseriformes; Polyodontidae. Gene Ontology annotation, cellular component: mitochondrial degradosome. Gene Ontology annotation, molecular function: RNA helicase activity; hydrolase activity, acting on acid anhydrides; ATP binding. The transcript is spliced from 15 exons. Bases 182 to 2587 code for a protein of 801 amino acids. Gene Ontology annotation, biological process: RNA catabolic process; mitochondrial RNA 3'-end processing.